This is a messenger RNA of Bactrocera oleae (olive fruit fly), 1582 nucleotides long. Lineage: Eukaryota; Metazoa; Arthropoda; Insecta; Diptera; Tephritidae. The record is from RefSeq and is a predicted model, not a curated record.
ACUCCAUGUGGUCAUCAGAAGCUGUAGAUGUAUUGUGUCAGCUAACAAGAGGCAUAGUAUUACAAGCACAGGUAGCGGGGUACAAUAGCCAGAAUAUACCGGAAAUUUACUUGUAUGCUUACUUAGGUCCAGGUAAUAUUAUUUUCAUAAACAGGGAACUUGAAGCUAGAAAUCUAGCUAAAUGGGUUGAGUUGCGAGACUGAUUCAAAGGAGUGGAAAGUUUUUGUAAAAACUGUUAAUAGAGAAGCCACCAUUAUCAUCUAAUUAUUUUUAAAUAUUUAAAUGAACAAAACAUCGCUAUAAAAAGUUUAGAAAUGGUAAAUGUAUUUCAUUAGGUAAGUUAUCAUGCGAAUAGGUUAUAAAAUAAAUUACUAAUAGGAGUUGUAAAGGUGUCAUUAAAGCAUCAUGCGACACGUUGUGUUUUACGCAAUAGUCAUUUGUUUCAAGUGAAUAAAUCUGUUGUAAAUAAGGAAGACAUUAAAAAUUGCCAAAAAUGUUUCGAUAUAUAUAUAUCUACGAACAUAGCAAGCAAUAGAAGGCUCGUCUUAAUUCUGCCGGAUAAAAAGUUUGAAAUAAACUCUUGUACAUAUAAUUGCAUAUUAAAACAUUAUUUAUAUUAUAAAUAAUAAAUUUUUAGGUCUCUUAUCGAAGCAUAAAUAGCAUAUGUUUUAAACAUACGUAUAUUUUUUUACCAAACCUAGAGAGAACUAAAAAAGCAGCUACAGCUACUUUUGCUAUAAUUUCCUGAAAGGCAUUUUGAUGAAAAUGAGAAUAACUGGAAAAAAUAUUAAACACAUUAAAAAAGGAAUAUAUAAUUUUAACCGCUAUUUUUUCUUACUUAUGUAUAAAGCAUUUGAGAUUUGAAAUAUUGACUGCCUUUUUAUCGAUUUAUUUAUUUAAUUGGGUAUGUUGCAUCCUGUCCAGAAUGAAAUUGCAUCAAAAUGUCUCCUGUAUAUUAUAACCCAAAUUAUUAUUAAUAAUUGAAUAUGUAACAAGGUAAAAUAAUAUAAAGUAAUAUUUUAGACCGUUUAAGUAAAUAUAAGUACGCUAAACUGUAAUGUAUAAGUAAUUGUUCAGUUAUUCCUCUAAAACGUCGUGUUUAUUUUGCAUCUCAGUAAUGCCCAAAUGGCAUGUUUUUUUUUUACCAGAAUGAAAACCCAUUAGCCUUAGUGUUAAUUAUUGUUUGAUUGAGCUUAGUUAUUUUUAAAUAAAAAUUGUUAGAUUUAUAUUUAUUCAUAAAGUGAUUUCAAGAAACGUUUUAAUGCUGAAUAUUACAAUUGGAGUACAUUUAUAAUAAAACAAUAGAGAUUUAAUAUUCUGAAGAUUACAUAAUAAUAUAACGCUUUGGCCAUAGUUCUUCUGCACUUAAGCAAAUUACACCGAUAGCUAUGCAGAAAACCAUACAUUUCUUCAUCUAUAUUUUAUAUAUCGAAAAAUGCUAAUAUUAUAUUUGUGUCAAACAUGGAUUAUGAGGCCUACAGCUCAAGUGUUAAAUGUUAUCAAGAUUUAAAAAGAGUAAAUAAAUAGGCGGUAGAAAUCAGUUGACUCAAAAAUAAAUAAUAAAUAUAACGUUAUUAAAUCA